Homo sapiens (human) is the source of this 10706-nucleotide messenger RNA. It is a transcript of the gene PCNT, whose product is annotated as pericentrin. The coding region runs from base 845 to 10264 and encodes 3139 amino acids. Gene Ontology annotation, cellular component: microtubule organizing center; centrosome; cytoplasm. Gene Ontology annotation, biological process: signal transduction. Gene Ontology annotation, molecular function: molecular adaptor activity. Lineage: Eukaryota; Metazoa; Chordata; Mammalia; Primates; Hominidae. The record is from RefSeq and is marked reviewed. The transcript is spliced from 47 exons.
GCGGCAGGCGCUGGACCCCAGGCUGGAUCUUCCAGUGGCUCCCGCGUCCUCCGGGACCGGGUGGCCUGGGGCGGGCGGCCGGUAUUCGGGUGGCUGCUUGGUCUAGGGCCAGUUUCCUGCGCGGCCGGGGCCGGGGGCGUGGCGCGGGUGGCCUGCAGCGCCUCCCCAGGGUGCGCCUUCGCCUCGUCCGUCGGAGAUGCUUUCCCCGCGCGUUUCUCGCGGCGUUGCAGUCCUUACUGUGUGAAAGGCCCCCGCGGCGCUCCCGGCCGCCGUCUUCUUCCCGCGCCCUUGGGCUCGCGUCCUGCCCGUCCGGGCCUGGCGUACGCUGCCGGGAACCCACGCGGCGCUGGCGCCGGGCGCCUUCAAGGGACGCGCUCCCGUCUUUCUCCCGCCCCGGGUUUCUCCGUGAAAAAGCGCUCGGUUUGAUGGCCACUGUCCUAGGUUUCGUGGGAAUAAAGCGCGCAGAGCCCAUGACUCGGGGGCAGGAGAAAGGGAGUCCCGAAAGCGCGAGGCGGAACCGCGGGAGCAGGCCGGCCUCUGCGAGCUUGCUCACUUCCGACAGAGAAAAACAAAAGGUGACAGUUCGCAUUCGGAGAAAAAGACGGCGAAGAGGAAGGGCUCGGCUGUCGAUGCGUCUGUCCAGGAGGAGAGUCCGGUAACCAAGGAGGACAGCGCACUCUGUGGAGGAGGGGACAUUUGCAAAAGCACAUCAUGUGACGACACCCCUGAUGGGGCAGGAGGGGCCUUUGCAGCUCAGCCGGAGGACUGUGAUGGAGAGAAGAGAGAGGACUUGGAACAGCUGCAGCAGAAGCAAGUCAAUGACCAUCCUCCAGAGCAGUGUGGGAUGUUCACAGUCAGUGACCACCCACCAGAACAGCAUGGGAUGUUCACAGUCGGUGACCACCCACCAGAACAGCGUGGGAUGUUCACAGUCAGUGACCACCCACCAGAACAGCAUGGGAUGUUCACAGUCAGUGACCACCCACCAGAACAGCGUGGGAUGUUCACAAUCAGUGACCACCAACCGGAACAGCGUGGGAUGUUCACAGUCAGUGACCACACACCAGAACAGCGUGGGAUCUUCACAAUCAGUGACCACCCAGCAGAACAGCGUGGGAUGUUCACAAAGGAGUGUGAACAAGAAUGUGAACUUGCCAUUACUGACCUGGAGAGCGGCCGUGAAGAUGAGGCUGGCCUGCAUCAGAGUCAGGCCGUGCAUGGCCUUGAGCUGGAGGCGCUGCGCCUGAGUCUGAGCAACAUGCACACGGCGCAGCUGGAGCUGACACAGGCCAACCUCCAGAAGGAGAAGGAGACGGCAUUGACGGAGCUGCGGGAGAUGCUCAACAGCCGGCGUGCCCAGGAGCUGGCCCUGCUACAGAGCAGGCAGCAGCACGAGCUGGAGCUCCUCAGGGAGCAGCACGCACGGGAGAAGGAGGAGGUGGUGCUCAGGUGUGGACAGGAAGCAGCUGAGCUGAAGGAGAAGUUACAAUCAGAAAUGGAGAAAAACGCCCAGAUAGUAAAGACCCUGAAGGAAGAUUGGGAAUCUGAAAAAGAUUUAUGUUUAGAAAAUCUACGCAAAGAACUGUCUGCAAAGCAUCAAUCAGAAAUGGAGGAUUUACAAAACCAGUUUCAGAAAGAAUUGGCAGAACAGAGAGCUGAGUUGGAGAAGAUUUUUCAAGACAAAAACCAGGCUGAACGGGCCCUUAGGAACCUGGAGAGUCAUCAUCAAGCAGCCAUUGAGAAGUUACGUGAAGACCUGCAGUCCGAGCACGGCCGGUGUUUAGAAGACUUGGAGUUCAAGUUCAAAGAGAGCGAGAAAGAAAAACAGCUGGAGUUAGAGAAUCUUCAAGCAUCAUAUGAAGACCUGAAGGCACAAUCACAAGAAGAGAUCAGGCGCUUGUGGUCCCAGCUUGAUUCUGCCAGGACCAGUAGACAGGAAUUGAGUGAGCUACAUGAGCAACUCCUGGCGCGCACCUCUCGUGUGGAAGAUUUAGAACAGCUGAAGCAGCGAGAAAAAACCCAGCAUGAGUCCGAACUGGAGCAACUGAGGAUUUAUUUUGAAAAGAAGUUAAGGGAUGCUGAGAAAACUUACCAAGAAGACCUAACCCUGUUACAGCAGAGGCUGCAGGGGGCGAGGGAAGAUGCUCUUCUGGACUCUGUGGAAGUUGGGUUGUCCUGUGUGGGUUUAGAAGAGAAACCUGAGAAAGGAAGAAAAGAUCACGUUGAUGAACUCGAGCCUGAGCGACAUAAGGAGAGCCUGCCACGCUUCCAGGCGGAGUUAGAAGAAAGCCACAGGCACCAGCUGGAAGCGCUGGAGUCUCCCCUCUGCAUCCAGCACGAGGGGCAUGUCUCAGACAGAUGCUGCGUAGAGACUUCAGCAUUGGGACACGAGUGGCGUCUGGAACCCUCUGAAGGGCACAGCCAAGAGCUUCCCUGGGUGCAUCUCCAGGGUGUGCAGGACGGGGACUUGGAGGCCGACACAGAGCGGGCAGCCAGAGUCUUGGGUCUGGAAACUGAGCACAAGGUGCAACUUUCGCUUCUUCAGACUGAGCUCAAAGAAGAAAUUGAACUCCUAAAAAUAGAAAAUAGAAAUUUGUAUGGGAAGUUGCAGCAUGAAACUCGUCUGAAGGACGAUUUGGAGAAGGUAAAACACAAUCUAAUUGAAGACCACCAGAAGGAACUAAAUAAUGCUAAGCAAAAGACUGAGCUGAUGAAACAGGAAUUCCAAAGAAAAGAAACGGACUGGAAAGUUAUGAAGGAGGAGCUACAGCGGGAAGCUGAGGAGAAGUUAACAUUGAUGCUACUUGAACUGAGAGAAAAGGCUGAAUCCGAGAAACAGACCAUCAUAAACAAGUUUGAGCUUCGAGAAGCUGAAAUGAGGCAGCUUCAGGACCAACAGGCAGCCCAGAUCCUGGAUCUGGAGAGGUCCUUGACGGAGCAGCAGGGCCGCCUGCAGCAGCUGGAACAGGACCUCACUUCAGACGACGCCCUGCAUUGCAGCCAGUGUGGGCGGGAGCCGCCCACAGCCCAGGACGGGGAGCUUGCUGCGCUCCACGUGAAGGAAGACUGCGCCCUGCAGCUGAUGCUGGCCCGGAGCAGGUUUUUAGAGGAACGUAAAGAGAUCACCGAGAAAUUCAGUGCGGAACAAGAUGCCUUCCUGCAGGAGGCCCAGGAGCAGCAUGCCCGUGAGCUGCAGCUCCUCCAGGAGAGACACCAGCAGCAGCUCCUGUCAGUGACGGCGGAGCUCGAGGCCAGACACCAGGCCGCGUUGGGCGAGCUGACAGCCUCCUUAGAGAGCAAGCAGGGGGCUCUGCUGGCUGCACGUGUGGCCGAACUGCAGACAAAACACGCUGCCGACCUCGGCGCUCUGGAGACCAGACAUCUGUCCAGCCUUGAUUCUUUGGAAUCCUGUUACCUCUCUGAAUUUCAGACCAUCCGUGAGGAGCACAGGCAGGCCCUAGAGCUCUUACGAGCAGACUUUGAGGAACAACUGUGGAAAAAGGACUCUCUUCACCAAACGAUUUUGACUCAAGAGUUGGAGAAACUGAAGCGGAAACACGAAGGGGAGCUACAGUCUGUGCGGGACCACCUGCGAACCGAAGUGAGCACAGAGCUCGCCGGAACCGUGGCUCACGAGCUGCAGGGAGUGCACCAGGGUGAAUUUGGAAGUGAAAAGAAAACUGCUUUGCAUGAAAAAGAGGAGACACUUCGGCUUCAGAGUGCACAGGCACAGCCUUUUCACCAAGAGGAGAAAGAGUCUUUGUCUCUGCAGCUUCAAAAGAAGAAUCACCAAGUCCAGCAGCUGAAAGACCAGGUUUUAUCCUUAAGUCACGAGAUAGAAGAGUGCCGCUCCGAGUUGGAGGUGCUGCAGCAGAGGCGGGAGCGGGAGAACCGGGAAGGCGCAAACCUCCUCUCCAUGCUCAAGGCCGACGUCAACCUGUCCCACAGCGAAAGAGGGGCCCUCCAGGACGCCCUGCGCAGGCUGCUGGGUUUGUUUGGAGAGACGCUGAGGGCAGCCGUCACCCUGAGGAGCCGGAUCGGGGAGCGCGUGGGGCUCUGCCUGGAUGACGCGGGCGCAGGCCUGGCCCUGUCGACAGCUCCGGCGCUGGAGGAGACAUGGUCUGAUGUGGCCCUCCCGGAGUUGGACAGAACUUUGUCUGAAUGUGCAGAGAUGUCUUCCGUGGCUGAAAUUAGCAGCCACAUGCGUGAAAGCUUUCUCAUGAGCCCAGAAAGUGUGCGGGAGUGUGAGCAGCCCAUCCGGAGGGUCUUCCAGAGCCUCAGCCUGGCCGUGGACGGCCUCAUGGAGAUGGCCCUGGACUCCAGCAGGCAGCUGGAAGAAGCACGCCAAAUUCAUUCUCGUUUUGAAAAAGAAUUUAGUUUUAAGAAUGAGGAGACAGCACAGGUUGUCAGGAAGCACCAGGAGCUGCUGGAGUGUUUGAAGGAGGAGAGCGCAGCAAAGGCAGAGCUGGCGCUGGAGCUGCACAAGACUCAGGGUACCCUUGAGGGAUUCAAGGUGGAGACAGCAGAUCUGAAGGAGGUGCUGGCCGGGAAGGAGGAUUCCGAGCACCGUCUGGUGCUGGAGCUGGAGAGCCUGAGACGGCAGCUGCAGCAGGCGGCCCAGGAGCAGGCGGCGCUGAGGGAGGAGUGCACCCGUCUGUGGAGUCGGGGGGAGGCCACAGCCACGGACGCCGAGGCCAGAGAAGCUGCUCUCCGGAAGGAAGUGGAGGAUCUGACCAAAGAACAGUCGGAGACCAGGAAGCAGGCUGAGAAGGACCGCUCAGCCCUGCUCUCCCAGAUGAAGAUUUUGGAGUCUGAGUUAGAAGAACAGCUGUCUCAGCAUCGCGGGUGUGCCAAGCAGGCGGAGGCCGUCACUGCCCUGGAACAGCAGGUGGCAUCUCUGGACAAGCAUUUGCGCAACCAGCGGCAAUUCAUGGAUGAGCAGGCAGCCGAGCGGGAGCACGAGCGCGAGGAGUUCCAGCAGGAGAUUCAGAGGCUGGAGGGGCAGCUCCGCCAGGCGGCCAAGCCGCAGCCCUGGGGCCCUCGCGACAGCCAGCAGGCGCCGCUGGAUGGAGAGGUUGAGUUGUUACAACAAAAGUUGAGAGAAAAGUUGGAUGAAUUUAAUGAAUUGGCUAUACAGAAAGAGUCGGCAGAUAGACAAGUGUUAAUGCAGGAAGAAGAAAUUAAACGUCUGGAGGAGAUGAACAUCAACAUCAGGAAAAAAGUGGCCCAGCUCCAGGAAGAAGUGGAAAAACAGAAAAACAUCGUGAAAGGGCUGGAACAGGAUAAAGAGGUGUUAAAGAAACAGCAGAUGAGUAGCUUGCUUCUGGCGUCCACGUUGCAGUCUACACUAGAUGCAGGCAGAUGUCCCGAGCCUCCUUCGGGCAGCCCUCCUGAGGGUCCAGAAAUACAGUUAGAGGUGACACAGAGAGCACUCCUGCGGCGCGAGAGCGAGGUUUUGGACUUAAAAGAACAGCUAGAAAAGAUGAAAGGUGACUUAGAAAGUAAAAAUGAAGAAAUACUACAUCUGAACUUAAAAUUGGACAUGCAGAACAGCCAGACUGCUGUCAGCCUCAGAGAACUUGAGGAAGAGAACACGAGCUUGAAGGUCAUAUAUACCAGAAGUUCUGAGAUUGAAGAGCUGAAAGCCACUAUUGAAAAUCUGCAAGAGAAUCAGAAACGAUUACAAAAGGAGAAAGCAGAGGAAAUUGAACAACUCCAUGAAGUCAUUGAGAAGCUGCAGCACGAGCUGUCCCUCAUGGGGCCUGUGGUGCACGAAGUCAGCGACAGUCAGGCUGGCAGUCUGCAGAGCGAGCUGCUCUGCUCCCAGGCCGGGGGCCCUCGUGGGCAGGCCCUACAGGGCGAGCUCGAGGCUGCGCUGGAAGCCAAGGAGGCCCUGAGCCGGCUGCUGGCUGACCAGGAGCGCAGGCACAGCCAGGCCCUGGAGGCCCUGCAGCAGCGCCUCCAGGGCGCAGAGGAGGCUGCGGAGCUACAGCUGGCUGAGCUGGAGCGCAAUGUAGCCCUCAGGGAGGCUGAGGUCGAAGACAUGGCCUCCCGGAUCCAGGAGUUCGAAGCGGCCCUGAAAGCAAAGGAAGCGACGAUUGCCGAGAGAAAUUUAGAAAUCGACGCUCUGAACCAGCGGAAGGCGGCCCACUCUGCCGAGCUGGAGGCCGUCCUGUUGGCCUUGGCCCGCAUCCGCCGCGCCCUGGAGCAGCAGCCCCUGGCAGCCGGGGCGGCGCCUCCCGAGCUGCAGUGGCUCCGAGCGCAGUGUGCCCGCCUCAGCCGCCAGCUGCAGGUGCUGCACCAGCGGUUCCUGAGGUGCCAGGUGGAGCUGGACAGGCGGCAGGCCCGCAGAGCCACAGCUCACACACGGGUGCCCGGGGCCCACCCACAGCCUCGCAUGGAUGGUGGCGCCAAGGCCCAGGUCACCGGCGACGUGGAGGCCUCCCAUGAUGCUGCUUUGGAGCCGGUUGUCCCUGACCCACAGGGUGAUCUGCAGCCUGUCCUGGUGACGUUGAAGGAUGCACCUCUCUGCAAGCAAGAAGGCGUGAUGUCAGUGCUCACCGUCUGCCAGAGGCAGCUGCAGUCGGAGCUGCUCUUGGUGAAAAAUGAAAUGCGCCUGAGUCUGGAGGACGGCGGCAAGGGUAAAGAAAAAGUACUGGAAGAUUGUCAGCUGCCGAAGGUCGAUCUCGUAGCUCAGGUGAAACAGCUUCAGGAAAAACUGAACCGUUUGCUGUAUUCCAUGACCUUCCAGAAUGUGGAUGCUGCCGACACCAAAUCUCUGUGGCCCAUGGCCUCAGCACACCUGUUGGAGAGCAGCUGGAGUGAUGAUUCCUGUGACGGAGAAGAGCCUGACAUAUCACCCCACAUAGACACAUGUGAUGCCAAUACAGCCACGGGGGGUGUAACUGAUGUUAUCAAAAAUCAGGCCAUAGACGCGUGUGAUGCCAAUACAACCCCAGGGGGUGUAACUGAUGUUAUCAAAAAUUGGGAUUCCUUGAUACCAGAUGAAAUGCCAGAUUCUCCCAUUCAAGAAAAAUCAGAAUGUCAGGACAUGUCUCUUUCUUCACCGACCAGCGUACUUGGUGGCUCCCGCCACCAGAGCCACACUGCAGAGGCUGGGCCCCGGAAGAGCCCGGUCGGGAUGCUGGACCUGUCUUCCUGGAGCUCCCCUGAGGUCCUCAGGAAGGACUGGACCCUGGAGCCCUGGCCCAGCCUCCCCGUGACACCCCACUCAGGAGCCCUGAGCCUGUGCAGUGCCGACACAUCCCUGGGGGACAGGGCGGACACCUCGCUGCCACAGACCCAGGGGCCGGGGCUGCUUUGUUCCCCAGGCGUGUCUGCAGCAGCGCUGGCACUGCAGUGGGCCGAGUCUCCGCCGGCUGACGACCACCAUGUGCAGAGGACGGCUGUGGAGAAAGAUGUCGAAGAUUUUAUCACAACAUCCUUUGAUUCUCAAGAAACAUUAAGUUCACCUCCUCCUGGAUUAGAAGGAAAAGCUGAUAGAAGUGAGAAAAGUGACGGCUCGGGUUUUGGAGCAAGACUGAGCCCGGGGUCAGGAGGCCCUGAGGCUCAAACUGCUGGUCCUGUGACCCCUGCUUCCAUCUCUGGAAGGUUUCAGCCGCUGCCGGAAGCCAUGAAGGAGAAGGAAGUGCGUCCGAAGCACGUGAAGGCUUUACUGCAGAUGGUGCGUGACGAGAGCCACCAGAUCCUGGCGCUGUCAGAAGGCCUUGCACCCCCAAGCGGCGAGCCACACCCACCCCGGAAGGAAGACGAGAUACAGGACAUCUCGCUCCAUGGGGGAAAGACGCAGGAAGUGCCCACCGCGUGCCCCGAUUGGAGAGGGGACCUUCUGCAGGUUGUGCAAGAGGCCUUUGAAAAAGAGCAGGAGAUGCAGGGGGUUGAGCUGCAGCCCCGACUCAGUGGCUCAGAUCUGGGGGGUCACAGCUCCCUGCUCGAAAGGCUGGAGAAGAUCAUCCGUGAGCAGGGAGACCUGCAGGAAAAGUCCCUGGAGCAUCUUCGCUUGCCGGACCGGAGCAGCCUGCUGUCCGAGAUCCAGGCGCUGCGUGCCCAGCUGCGCAUGACGCACCUGCAGAACCAGGAGAAGCUGCAGCACUUGCGCACGGCGCUGACAAGCGCAGAGGCGCGCGGGAGCCAGCAGGAGCACCAGCUGCGCAGGCAGGUUGAACUGCUGGCUUAUAAAGUAGAGCAGGAGAAGUGCAUUGCUGGUGACUUGCAGAAGACGCUGAGUGAAGAGCAAGAGAAGGCAAACAGCGUGCAGAAGCUCCUGGCGGCGGAGCAGACUGUAGUGCGAGAUUUGAAGUCCGACCUCUGUGAGAGCAGGCAGAAGAGCGAACAGCUGUCCCGGUCCCUCUGCGAGGUGCAGCAGGAGGUCCUCCAGCUGAGAUCCAUGCUGAGCAGUAAGGAGAACGAGCUGAAGGCCGCGCUUCAGGAGCUGGAGAGUGAGCAGGGGAAGGGGCGUGCCCUGCAGAGCCAGCUGGAGGAGGAGCAGCUGCGGCACCUGCAGAGGGAGAGCCAGAGUGCCAAGGCCCUGGAGGAGCUGCGGGCGUCUUUGGAGACACAGCGUGCUCAGAGCAGUCGACUCUGCGUGGCACUGAAACACGAGCAGACGGCCAAGGACAACCUGCAGAAGGAGCUGCGUAUCGAGCACUCACGCUGCGAGGCCUUGCUGGCUCAGGAGCGGAGCCAGCUCUCUGAGCUCCAGAAGGACCUUGCGGCUGAGAAGAGCCGCACCCUGGAGCUGUCAGAGGCCUUGCGGCACGAGCGGCUCCUGACCGAGCAGCUGAGCCAGAGGACACAGGAGGCUUGCGUGCACCAGGACACACAGGCCCAUCACGCUCUGCUGCAGAAGCUGAAGGAGGAGAAGUCCCGGGUGGUGGACUUGCAAGCGAUGCUUGAAAAGGUGCAGCAGCAAGCCCUGCAUUCUCAGCAGCAGCUUGAGGCUGAGGCUCAGAAGCACUGUGAGGCGCUCAGGAGAGAGAAGGAGCGAGAAUUAGAACUGCAGCGUCAGCGUGACUUGCAUAAGAUCAAGCAGCUUCAGCAGACAGUGAGAGACCUGGAGUCGAAGGACGAGGUGCCUGGCAGCCGCCUCCACCUAGGUUCUGCCCGCAGGGCUGCCGGCUCGGAUGCGGACCACCUCCGGGAACAGCAGCGAGAGCUGGAGGCGAUGAGGCAGCGGCUGCUCUCUGCCGCCCGGCUUCUCACCAGCUUCACCAGCCAGGCCGUGGACAGGACAGUUAAUGAUUGGACGUCAUCCAAUGAGAAAGCAGUGAUGUCUUUACUGCACACGUUGGAGGAGCUGAAGUCUGACUUGAGCAGGCCCACCUCCUCCCAGAAAAAAAUGGCAGCAGAGCUGCAGUUCCAGUUUGUGGACGUCCUGCUGAAAGACAAUGUUUCCCUCACAAAAGCGCUCAGCACGGUGACCCAGGAGAAGCUGGAGCUGAGCAGAGCCGUGUCUAAGCUUGAGAAGUUGCUGAAGCACCAUCUGCAGAAGGGCUGCAGCCCAAGCAGGUCGGAAAGGUCUGCUUGGAAGCCAGACGAAACGGCUCCACAGAGUUCCCUGAGGCGCCCAGACCCCGGCCGGCUUCCACCAGCUGCCAGCGAGGAAGCACACACCAGCAAUGUCAAGAUGGAAAAAUUGUACCUGCAUUACUUGAGAGCAGAGAGCUUUAGAAAAGCUCUGAUUUAUCAAAAGAAGUAUCUUUUGCUGUUGAUUGGUGGAUUCCAGGAUUCUGAACAAGAAACACUCUCCAUGAUUGCCCAUUUGGGGGUAUUUCCUUCCAAAGCAGAACGGAAAAUCACAUCUCGUCCUUUCACCAGGUUCCGCACGGCCGUCAGGGUGGUCAUUGCAAUAUUAAGAUUACGUUUUUUGGUUAAGAAAUGGCAAGAAGUAGAUCGGAAAGGAGCUCUGGCACAAGGCAAAGCCCCUCGCCCAGGGCCCCGAGCACGACAGCCGCAGUCUCCACCCAGAACCAGAGAGUCCCCCCCAACCCGGGAUGUACCCUCUGGCCACACCAGGGACCCUGCCAGAGGCCGCAGACUGGCAGCAGCAGCCUCCCCACACAGUGGGGGAAGAGCCACUCCAUCCCCAAAUUCAAGAUUAGAAAGAUCCCUGACUGCUUCUCAAGAUCCAGAACAUUCCUUGACAGAGUAUAUUCACCAUUUAGAAGUGAUCCAGCAAAGAUUGGGAGGGGUACUACCAGAUUCUACUUCAAAGAAAUCCUGCCACCCGAUGAUUAAACAGUGAAUAAAAUGUCAUGGCUCUUUCCUGCGACAAUUCUAUUUGAGGAAAAGAUUUGUUUUUCCCUUUUCCCAAGGAAGCUCGUGGGACAGCAUGGGCACUACUCUUCAUGUGCGGUGACACCAGCCCCCAGAUGCCUUGAAUUAAGUGUCCUCACCUUUAUGCAUGACUGCAAAGCCAGCUGGAGCAUUUUCUAUGGAGCCUCCGUAUGUUUUAGGCCCAUGACCUUCGUGAGGUGACGGGCACUCACUCCCAUGAGCCCUGGCUGUGUGCUGUUGUGUGCCUAUCGGCAGAUCCAUCCUUCCUGCCUCCAAGGAGGAUACACAGAGAAUGGCUUCCUGUUGUUUUGUUUAUUUUCUUAACGUGUACAGAUGGAAACUUCAUUUAAAAAUAAAAACAAAACAACUCAAAAAGGAAUAAAAUUUAAUCACUGUUUUGUUUGUGAAUA